Molecule: messenger RNA, 298 nt
Organism: Parasteatoda tepidariorum (common house spider)
Lineage: Eukaryota; Metazoa; Arthropoda; Arachnida; Araneae; Theridiidae
Biological process (GO): Notch signaling pathway
Molecular function (GO): calcium ion binding; Notch binding
Source: RefSeq, a predicted model, not a curated record
CACUGCCUUGUAGAAAUGGCGGAAUGUGCGUAGUAGGUAGAACUGGUGCUCAAUGUAUGUGCCGUCCCCCUUAUGAGGGAACAUAUUGCGAAAGAGAUCCAUGCGCAGGACUGCCUUGUAGAAAUGGCGGAAUGUGCGUUGUCGGUAGAAAUGGUGCCCAAUGUGUAUGUCAUUACCCAUAUGAAGGAAAAUAUUGUGAAAUCAGGAAGUUACCAAUGGAAACGAGAGAUAGAGGUAUGCCUAAGAUCAAAUAGUUUGACUGUAUGAAAGAUGAUUUUAAUAUUCUAAGAAUUACUAA